AUGCCUCUAUAUCAGCCGCCCAACGUGCACGCCCCCGUGCUUUCUCAAUUUUCUCUCGAGGGGCAGAUCGCCAUUGUCACCGGUGGCUGCCGAGGUAUCGGCCUAGAGGUUGUUAGGGGCCUCGCGGAAGCCGGAGCCGAUGUCGCCGUGAUUUACACUUCCAGUACCAGUGCCCCAGAGACUGCUACCCAGUUGGCCGCCGAAACGGGAAGAAGGAUCGAGGCGUUCUGUUCUGACGUUACAAAGCGUGCCGAGAUCGCCGCGACCAUCAAUGAGAUUACAGAGGGCUUUGGCAAAGGCCGCCUGGAUGUUGUGAUCGCCAAUGCCGGAACCUGUACCAACCGGCCCAACCUUGAAUACGACGAAGAAAGUUUUGCUCGAGACAACCGAGUAAACUAUGAGGGUGUUAUGUGGACUGCCCAAGCCGCGGGUAAAAUCUUCCGAAAGCAGGGCAAGGGUAACUUGAUUAUCACAGCCUCUGUGAGCGCUAUCCUCGUCAACAUUCCCCAGACCCAAGUCGCCUACAACGCCUCCAAAGCAGCAGCAGUGCACCUGGCAAAGAGCCUAGCAGUCGAGUGGACCGACUUUGCUCGAGUGAACUGCGUUUCCCCUGGUUUCAUCCUUACUGAGAUGCUUACUCAACAGCCGAAUGAACUGUUUGAAAAAUGGCUUUCCCUGAUCCCCGGAGGUCGAAUUUGUGAUCCAGCUGAGCUUAAGAGUGCCUAUGUCUUCCUUGCCAGUGAUGCAUGCUGUUACAUGACUGGAUCAAACGUCAUCAUUGAUGGUGGCUAUACAUUGCCUUGA
Penicillium brevicompactum is the source of this 804-nucleotide messenger RNA. RefSeq names its product oxidoreductase. The transcript has 3 exons. Lineage: Eukaryota; Fungi; Ascomycota; Eurotiomycetes; Eurotiales; Aspergillaceae. The coding region runs from base 1 to 804 and encodes 267 amino acids. The record is from RefSeq and is a predicted model, not a curated record. Gene Ontology annotation, cellular component: intracellular anatomical structure. Gene Ontology annotation, molecular function: oxidoreductase activity, acting on NAD(P)H, oxygen as acceptor.